AUGGAUACUAUAGAUACAUUGAAAAUAACAUUUCUUGAAUUCAUAAACAAACUCAAUCCAUUAUUGCCAGAAUAAUUAUUAUCUAUUGUUUCAGAAUUCAAAGAAUAACUCUAUUCAAAAACACCUACAGAUUUAUAUAAUUUUGUUUAGCAAAUCCCUGAACUAAAGAAAAGUGAUUCCUCUUCAUCUAAUAUAUCCCCUGAACCACUACUAAAUAAGGUAGCAUCUCAUGGUUAUAAUCCACUUUCUAUAUGUUCAUAAAAGGAUUCAGAUGAUAAAAGUUAAACUUCAUAUUCAGCUGAAAAAUAUUAAUAAUUGAAAAUAGGUAGUGAUUAAAUCUAAUUUAGAAAUCAAUAAAAAUUUCUUUCUUAAACCUACAACAAAAUUCAAUACAAAUACAUAAAAUAAAAUUUCCAAACAUGUAGACAUAGAAGCUAAAGUAUAAAGAGAGAAUAUUAAAUGUAAAAACUAUAUAUCAUUAAUAGCUGUGGACACAUUAAGAGAAAUGCCUACAAUAAAAAGAAUCUCUUUUGCUGAAAGAACUGGUUUAUUAAAUUAAAUUUCUGAAUCAUUGCAUCAAUUUAAAAAGGAUUGUAUUACUAUAAAUACUGUUUAUGAGAAAAGUUCUGAAAUCAGCACUCCUUAAACACCUAAUGAUAUGAGAGUUGGUCAAUAAUAAUACUUUUAUGUAAAAAUAAUUAAUUUAAUUUUAGUAUUAACAAUUUCCAUAGUAACCAGUAUGUUAAUUCAAAGGAUAUAGUGUUUAUUCAAAGAGAGGUUUCAUGUAACCAAUUCAAUUUGAUAUGCAAUUCUAAUUAAUGCAGUAGUAAUUUUAAAAUCAAUUAAUUUAUAAGAAAUUAUACUUUUGA
Molecule: messenger RNA, 869 nt
Organism: Paramecium pentaurelia
Lineage: Eukaryota; Ciliophora; Oligohymenophorea; Peniculida; Parameciidae
Source: the annotation of a GenBank genome assembly